AUGCGAACGGACCGUAUUGUACCACCCCAGUCCCUGAGACAGAGAAUCAUCCAGUCAGCCCACAAGCAAGGACAUCUCGGAGUGAAUAAGACGAAAGAAAUGAUCCGAAGAAAGUACUGGUUUCCUGGAAUGAAUACCAGAAUAACAGAUACGGUACAAACCUGUUUCGACUGCCAGAUUGCUACAGAUCACCACCACACCGAGCCAGCAAAGAUGACAGAGUUACCAAACCGACCAUGGGAUGUAGUAGAAGCUGAUUUUUGUGGACCACUGCCUAACCACAAAUAUGCACUGGUACUUACCGACCAAUAUUCACGAUAUCCAGAAGUGGAGAUGGUAACAUCUACAUCCACAAUACCAGUGACAAAGAAAUUGAAGAAGAUUUUUUCUACCCAUGGAAUACCUCGAAUACUACAAACUGAUAACGGUCCACCAUUCAAUGGUGAACAAUUCCAAACCUUUGCUGAAGAAAUGGGAUUUCACCACAAGCGAGUAACACCAAUACAUCGGAAGGCGCAGGGCCAAGUGGAAAAUUUCAACAAGCUGAUCGUCAAAACAACAAAGAUUGCCUGUGAAGAAGGAAUCGAAAUCGAGAGUGCAAUAUAUGAUAUGUUAAAACAGACAGACACCCCAUCCGGCAACAAAGUCAACGCAGUACAAGGUUUUGAUGCACCGCCAAGUUCGAACACAACUGGAACAUUUUCCCACCGAAGUUCACAUCACCCAAGAUGAGGUCAAGAAGAACGACAAAACCUACAAGCAGAAACGUAAGCAGUACCACGAUAAACGUCACAGAGUGAAAACACAUACAAUCAAGUGCGGUGAUGCCGUUUUGAUAAAGAGAGAGAAGAAAAGAAAGAAGUAUACACCGUACGAGCCGUAUAUAUACGUUGUGACAAGCAUAAAAGGAUCAACCAUCUAUGCGAGACGUGUAAAGGAUGGAAAUGUUAAGUGCAGAGAUGCAUCGAAGGUUAAACCACUUAGAACAGCUCAAUUGUCAAAAGCCAACGAUGAAUCGGCGAGUGUAAAAGUACCAAGCAGCUAUCAAGCCACAACAUCCAGGACGACAUUUCAGGACACAGACAGCAGCAACAUCCGGGACACAACAAGUGAGACUAUAGACACAACAAGUGAGACAACAGCCACAACAAGUGAGACAACAACCACAACAAGUGAGAACAAUUUGCGAAGAUCGGAAAGACUAAAGAAGAACACGUAUCAAGGGAAGUAUAAAGACUAUAUAAAGUAG
Molecule: messenger RNA, 1249 nt
Organism: Paramuricea clavata
Lineage: Eukaryota; Metazoa; Cnidaria; Anthozoa; Malacalcyonacea; Plexauridae
Source: the annotation of a GenBank genome assembly